AUGCAAUAUAUAUCGGAACCCGUUCAACGGUUGUUGGACGACUCCUUCGAGGCAUUCACAAAGGGAAGCGUUGACGAUGCCGUCGCAAUGCUCGAUGCUGCUCGCAGGGAGGAGAAAGGGACCGCAGAGCUGCAUGAUGUGUUUGUUGUAAGCUGCAUGCGCGCUUCUAUUGCGGCAAUGUGUGGUGAGCGCUCACUGGAGGGUUACAUGGCGGAUGCCUCAGCUUCGCCCCUUUCCCGUCCAGUGUUGUUGUAUCUUGAAGGAGUUGCUGCCAUGACAAGUGGCACAAGCCUUCAGACCGCUAGUAUGAAAUUUGAGGAAGCUCUUCGUGUAGAUAAACAUUUCAUUCUUGCACGAAUGGGGCUUGCGGCGGUUUGUUUUUAUAUGAAGGACUACAAGAGGAGCUUCUCGCACUACCGCGCGGUGUUAGAGACGGUCGGUAGCUCAGCACCUGGUAUUGUUCGGGUUGGGUUAGGGCUCUGUGCUUACCGCCUAGGGCGCAUGGACGCUGCGGUAAAGUGGUUGGAACGUGCUUUGGCUGUUAAUGGAGAGGACGUAGCGGCGCUCCUGUCACUUCUCGUUGUCUAUUUGGCGCAGCGUAGAAUAAAGGAGGUCAUAGACGUUGUACGGCGGUUGCAGAAGGUUUUUCCUGAUAAUGCGAUGAUACUCCUCAAAACAACAGACAUUUUGUACUUCCGUGCGGUUUCGCAGGGGAGAGUAAAGGCACUGGCGCCUUCCAUCCUUCAUCUGCUUUCUGAGGCGCGUCCAACUGCAAGAGUCGAGGAUGCCGCCAUUGCUGAUUAUCAGGAGGGGCGUUUGUUGCUAGCACUUGGGGAUUUUACUAGAGCCCGAGUAUUGCUUGAAUCUUCCAUGCAGGUGCUUCCUAAUUGUUUGGCAGCGCGGGUUCAUUAUGCGAGGUUACUUUUUCUUUUAGGGAGGGAUGUGGAGGCGGAACAACUGCUGCUACGCAUCAACGCUGAGCAUCCAAAUCAGAAGGAGGUAUUGCAAAUGUUAGCAGCACACGCCUCGCACUUGGGCUUACAUGAGAGAGCUCUUGAAUGUUCAAAGCUUCUUACGGAAAGUGUAGCUCCCGGCGAUGUUCUGUCGUGGACUUUAGCUGCAUGGUGUUCCCGUCUAAAUAGUGAGGAGUCGGCGAAACUUCUAACGCAUGUUUUGCACAUCUACGAGGAGUUGGGUACGCCGGUCCCAAUGAAGUUAAGGGCGAACAAAGCGUCCAUGUGUGGCGAUAUCGGCACCCUGCAGAAUAUUCUCGAAUCAGAGCUGGGGGAGGACUUUUUGUCCAAACCCGAAUUACCUGUCAACUACGUUCCUAUUGUGUAUAAUAUGGCCAGGCUUCUGGAAACAAGCGAUAAGGUGAGGGCGUGCGAGCUUUAUUCUUACCUUGUUAAGCACCACCCCUGUUUUUCCUACCCGUACUUCCGCCUGUACGAGCUUGCGAAGGCUGAAAGAUGUUGGAGGAAGGCCAUCAUGUGGAUGAAUCUAUUGCGACAGGCGAUCCCUGAUGAACCUCGCGCUCUGGUUUAUAUUUGCCUUUUAUUUUUCGAACAGAGGCGUUACGCCGCAGCCAUGAAUAUCCUUCGGCUCGCCAAGACGCGGUCUUGUGUUGUGGCUCUUGCUCUCGGCCAAAUUUACCUCCGGCAUGCGCAGCAACAUAGCGGGGACAGUUACCGCUUUCUGGAAUUGGCGAAGGACCGUUUCCACUUCGCGCUCCAGAAAGAUAAGGGUAAUGUACUCGCCGCUCAUGGAAUGGCAUGUUGUCUCGGCCUUGAAGGGAGGCAUGAGAGUUGCCUUUUGCUCUUGGAUCGUGUAGGGGAAAUCGUACCCAACUGCAGUUAUGUCCGGAAGCACUAUGAGGCCCAUAUGGCGAAUGCUAAGAUACUGAGUGACAGCUUUAAGCAGGCAAUUGACUACCUUCAGCGUGACCCACAGCGGGCUCCAUUGCAGUCUUCCUCACUUGCAUUCUGUCUGUUUUGUGAGGGUCGCUAUGCCGAUGCCAUUGCAGUACAGAAAAAGGCUGUGGAUGAGCUACCAAGCGAACCACUGCUCCGGUUUAACCUUGCUCUUCUCUACUGCGCUUCAUUCGUUGCAUCCAUUUCCCAGAAACAGGAGCAGAGCGUGCAGGAAGCAAAGGAGUUGCGGAGCUUCUUGACGGAAGGUUUGAACAUAGCGCAUGAGUUCAUAAAAAUAGAGUCCGAGUCACGCAGGUUGUCCGAGGCGAAGAAAUUAUUAAAGCAGCUGUGCGCCUACUGUGUUCAUCACAACGACUUAAGCAUUCCCAAAGUUGUUGCCAAUGGCCACCGCGCAGCGUUGGAGGCGGAGAGACAGGACGCUGAAUGGUGCCGCGUGUAUAAUGAGCACCUUGAGCAAAAGCGGAUGUUGGAGGAGAGGCGUCUGGCGGAUGAGCGUCAGCGGAGGGAGCAGGAGCAGCAGGUGGCAGGGGAAAUAUUGGAAGACUUCAAGGAAUUGCAUGGGCACCGGGUCCCGCAGGUAAAAAAUGAGAAUGAAGGUUUUGCAGAGUCUCCCGCGCCGUGGUUUAGCACAUCUGUUCCACAGGAUUUGGUGCAGGGGGAGCUGCGGUCAAUGGAAGAUGAUGAUGCGGUAUUAUUUAGUGGUGAUAACUUUGCAGGUGGAGUUUCGGGAGCGGGUGAAGAUAAAUCUGACACCGCUAAUGAUGGGAAUAUAUGA
Molecule: messenger RNA, 2706 nt
Organism: Trypanosoma brucei brucei TREU927
Lineage: Eukaryota; Euglenozoa; Kinetoplastea; Trypanosomatida; Trypanosomatidae
Exons: 1
Coding region: 1-2706 (901 amino acids)
Biological process (GO): regulation of DNA-templated transcription
Cellular component (GO): Cdc73/Paf1 complex
Molecular function (GO): RNA polymerase II complex binding
Source: RefSeq, a predicted model, not a curated record